This is a messenger RNA of Elephantulus edwardii (Cape elephant shrew), 3465 nucleotides long. RefSeq names its product DEAH (Asp-Glu-Ala-His) box polypeptide 37 (gene DHX37). The record is from RefSeq and is a predicted model, not a curated record. NCBI's taxonomy places the organism in Eukaryota, Metazoa, Chordata, Mammalia, Macroscelidea, Macroscelididae. Gene Ontology annotation, molecular function: ATP hydrolysis activity; RNA binding; ATP binding. The coding region runs from base 1 to 3465 and encodes 1154 amino acids. Gene Ontology annotation, cellular component: nucleolus; intracellular anatomical structure. Gene Ontology annotation, biological process: maturation of SSU-rRNA from tricistronic rRNA transcript (SSU-rRNA, 5.8S rRNA, LSU-rRNA). The transcript has 27 exons.
AUGGGGAGGCUGCGACGGCGGUACAACGUUAAGGGGCGCCAGCAGGCGGGCCCCGGCCCCUCAAAGGGCCCCCCAGAGCCGCCGCCGGUGAAGCUGGAACUGGAGGAUGGGGAGAACCUGAAAGGUGUAGAUGCUAGCAACGCACUUGUUCUUCCGGGGAAGAAGAAGAAGAAAGCCAAGGCCCCGCCUCUAUCGAAGAAAGUGAAAAAACCUCUGACCAAGAAAGAGAAGAAGAUGCUGCAGAGAGUCUUAGACCAGAAGGAGAAAAAGAUCCAGCGAGCAGAGAUGCUGCAGAAGUUGAGCGAAGUCCAGGUCUCAGAGGCCGAGAUGAAGCUGUUUUAUACCACGGCCAAGCUGGGCACCGGACUCCGCAUGUACCACACCAAAGAGGAGCGAGACCAGGUGGCUCCCCAGGGUCAAGAGAGGAUUAGCAGCCUCAGCGGAGCCCACAGGAAGCGCCACCGAUCCUCAGAGGAAGAGGAAGAGGAGGAAGAGGAAGAGGAAGAGGAGUCCUCUGAGGAGACUGAGGCUGACAAGGACCCAGCCAGGCAGAUGGAGACCGACGCGGGGACAGAGACCCGGGACAAGGUUCCAGCACCUGGCUGCCAGCCUGCUCCAGCUGGGACCCCCGCUGUCACUCCAGCACCUCCCGCAGGCACCUCAACCCUCACCAGACCUCCGGCGAGGCCUGCCGUCUUUGUCCCUGUCAACCGGUCCCCCCAGAUGCAGGAGGAGCGGCUGAAGCUCCCGAUCCUGGCAGAGGAGCAGGUGAUCAUGGAAGCCGUGGCCGAGAACCCCAUCGUCAUCGUGUGUGGGGAGACUGGCAGUGGCAAGACCACGCAGGUGCCCCAGUUCCUCUACGAAGCCGGCUACAGCAGUGACGACAGCAUCAUCGGGGUGACAGAGCCGCGCCGAGUGGCCGCCAUGACCAUGUCUCAGCGAGUGGCCAAGGAGAUGAACUUGUCUCAGCGCAUCGUCUCCUACCAGAUCCGCUACGAAGGCAAUGUGACCGACGAGACACGAAUCAAGUUCAUGACGGACGGUGUGCUGCUCAAAGAAAUUCAGAAGGACUUCCUGCUGCGGAAGUACAAGGUGGUGAUCAUCGAUGAGGCUCACGAGAGGAGCGUGUACACUGACAUCCUCAUUGGCCUCCUGUCCCGCAUCGUGACUCUCCGGGAGAAGAGGCACCUGCCGCUGAAGCUGCUCAUAAUGUCGGCCACGCUGCGAGUGGAGGACUUCACCCAGAACCGGCGGCUCUUCACCACGCCGCCCCCGGUCAUCAAGGUUGACUCCAGACAGUUUCCAGUGACGGUGCAUUUUAACAAGCGGACGCCCCAGGAAGACUACAGCGGCGAGUGCUUCCGGAAGGUCUGCAAGAUCCACCGGAUGCUGCCCGCAGGCGGCAUCCUGGUGUUCCUCACGGGCCAGGCGGAGGUGCACGCGCUGUGUCGCCGACUCAGGAAGACCUUCCCACACACCAGACACGGGCCCCCAGAAAAGGAGGAUCAGAAAGAUUCGGCCGAGGAAAUGCGCAAGUUUAAGAAGUCACGGACGAGGGCGAAGAAGGCGAAGACCAUGGCACUGCCCCAGAUCAACCUGGACAACUACUCGGUGUUGCCAGCGGGCGAGGGCGAUGAGGACAGGGAGGCCGAGAUGGACGACGACGAGGAGGAGGCCCUGGGCUCCGACCUGGACCUGGACUUGGGGGACGAUGGGAUGGCUGAAGGUGAUCAGCCAGAUUCCUCCAUCCCGCUGCAUGUGCUCCCACUCUACUCCCUGCUGGCCCCUGAGAAGCAGACACAGGUCUUCAAACCUCCCCCGGAGGGGACGCGGCUCUGUGUUGUGGCCACCAACGUGGCCGAGACAUCCCUCACCAUCCCCGGCAUCAAAUACGUGGUGGACUGCGGGAAGGUCAAGAAGCGCUACUAUGACCGUGUCACCGGUGUGUCGUCCUUCCGCGUCACCUGGGUCUCCCAAGCGUCGGCGGAUCAGCGGGCAGGCCGGGCUGGGCGGACAGAGCCUGGACACUGCUACAGGUUGUACUCGUCUGCGGUUUUCGCUGACUUUGAGAAGUUCCCUCCUCCCGAAAUCACCCGGAGACCCGUGGAAGACUUGAUCCUUCAGAUGAAAGCGCUCAACAUUGACAAGGUCAUCAACUUCCCGUUCCCGACGCCGCCCUCCGUGGAGGCCCUCAUUGCUGCUGAGGACCUAUUAGUUGCACUAGGGGCCCUGCAGGCACCCCAGAAAGCAGAGAGGGUAAAAGAGCUGCAGAAGUCCCGGGUGAGCUGCCCCAUCACUCCGCUGGGCAAGACCAUGGCCACAUUUCCCGUGGCGCCCCGCUACGCCAAGAUGCUGGCCCUGAGCCGGCAACAUGGCUGCCUGCCUUACGCCAUCACCAUCGUGGCCGCCAUGACCGUGCGGGAGCUCUUCGAGGAGUUAGACAGACCGGCCUCCAGCGACGAGGAGCUCGCUGCCCUGAAGGGCAAGCGGGCGCGUGUGGCCCAGAUGAAGAGGACCUGGGCCGGCCGGGGCGCCUCUCUGCUGCUUGGAGACCUCAUGGUGCUGUUAGGUGCCGUGGGAGCCUGGGAGUUUGCAGGUGGCUCACCCCAGUUCUGCGAGGUCAACGGUCUGCGGUACAAGGCCAUGAUGGAGAUCAGGCGUCUGCGGGGACAGCUGACCACUGCAGUCAACACCGUCUGCCCCGAGGCUGAGCUGUUCGUGGACCCCAAGAUGCAGCCGCCCUCCGAGAGCCAGGUGACCUUCCUGCGGCAAAUUAUAACGGCCGGCCUGGGUGACCACCUGGCCCGCAGGGUCCAGAGCGAAGACCUGCUGGAUGACAAGUGGAGGAACGCCUAUAAGACUCCACUCCUUGACGACCCUGUCUUCAUCCACCCCAGUUCCGUCCUCUUCCGAGAGCUCCCCGAGUUUGUGGUCUACCAGGAAAUUGUGGAGACCACCAAGAUGUACAUGAGAGGUGUCUCAGCUGUGGAGGUGCAGUGGAUCCCCGUGCUACUGUCCCCCUACUGCCAGUUCAGCCCGCCGGCCGAGAGCCCGCCUCCCACCUACUGCCCUGAGACGGGGCGCGUGCUAUGCCAUCGUGCCAGCGUGUUCUAUCGGGUUGGCUGGCCGCUCCCCGAGGUCCAGGUGGACUUCCCCGAGGGCAUUGACCUCUACAAGCACUUCGCCCGUUCCCUGCUGGAAGGACAGGUCUUCCCAAAGCUGGCCUCAUACCAGAGCUGUCUGCUGUCCAGUCCCAGCACGAUGCUGAAGACGUGGGCCAGGCUGCAGCCCAGGACCGAGAUCCUGCUGAAGGCCCUUGUCGCUGAGAAAGCGGACUGCCGCGAUGCCUUGCUGGCUGCCUGGAAGAAAAACCCCAAAUACCUACUGGCAGAGUACUGUGAGUGGCUCCCACAGGCCAUGCACCCUGACGUGGAAAAAGCCUGGCCCCCCACCUCUGACCUCUGA